Molecule: messenger RNA, 1060 nt
Organism: Arabidopsis arenosa
Lineage: Eukaryota; Viridiplantae; Streptophyta; Magnoliopsida; Brassicales; Brassicaceae
Source: the annotation of a GenBank genome assembly
ACAGCCACAUUAACUCUUCAUCACUAUCUCUCAAUCUCUCAUUUCCUCCUUGGCACGUGAAAAUGACAGAAAUGCCCUCACACAUGAUCGAGAACCCAAAGUUCGAGCCUUACAAGCCAAAAAAACAACGUUGUUACUCUUCUUCGAUUCUUACAAUCUUCUUAUCGAUCUUCACAUACAUUAUGAUCUUUUACGUUUUCCAAGUAUCACCAUCUUCGGUCUUCAAAGACACAAAGGUUUUGUUCUUCAUCUCCAAUACUCUCAUCCUCAUAAUCGCCGCCGAUUAUGGUGCCUUCUCUGAUAAAGAGAGUCACGACUUUUACAGUGAAUACACAGCCGCCACCGCAACGAUGAGAAGCCGUGCUGAUUACUACUCUCCGAUUCCCGUUUCAAGACAGGGAGAAAACCUUAGAGAUGCAGAAAUCAAGAACCCUAAAGAUGUCGAAACCAAGAACCCUAAAGAAGAAGAAGAAGAAGCAUCGAUGGUGAAAGAGAUCGUUUACGUUUCUCCUCCCGAGAAAAUAGUGACAGUGGUGAACGAGGAAAAACCGAGAGACGUUUUAGCUAUCGAGAAUAUCAAACAGGUUACUGAUCAAACUGUUGCUAGCGAAGAAGCUUGUGACGCAAGAAACCAUGUGAACCCUAAUAAACCGUACGGGCGAAGUAGAUCAGAUAAGCCACGGAGAAAGAGGCUCAGCGAAGGUACAGAGAUGACCAAACGUAAAAGUUAUGGUCGAAGGAAAUCAGAUUGCUCGACAUGGAUGGUUAUUCCGGAGAAGUGGGAAAAUGUUAAAGAAGAAUCUGAAGAGUUUUCAAAAUUGUCCAACGAGGAGUUGAACAAACGAGUCGAAGAAUUCAUCCAACGGUUCAAUAGACAGAUCAGAUCACAAUCGUCACGAGUUUCGUCUACUUGAUUUGAAUUGAUCCUAGUAGUAUAUAAUUAAUUUAGUUAGAAUUCUUUUUAAAGUUCAGUUAGUAGAGAGUACUGUUUUCAAAACUUGGUGAUGAGAUGACUUUUUUUGCAGUCGUCAGUGUAAAUUAAUAUAAGAAUGUGAAAAGG